Molecule: messenger RNA, 860 nt
Organism: Daldinia vernicosa
Lineage: Eukaryota; Fungi; Ascomycota; Sordariomycetes; Xylariales; Hypoxylaceae
Exons: 1
Coding region: 75-734 (219 amino acids)
Source: RefSeq, a predicted model, not a curated record
GUAUCAACAAGCGCGUAUCGACAUAGGCUAACAAGUCGAAGCGCAUUAACCGGGCGUCCCGAUAGAACGUCAUCAUGGUUGCGACGGGACAUUCCGUAGAAGAAGGCCUCGUCACCUCGGUCACUGAGUACGUCAGGUCCUACAUGUCGAAUUACGACGGCUCUCAUGAUUUCAACCACAUCAAACGUGUUGUAGGACUUGCCAAAUUCAUCCAUGAUCACUCCCCCGGUAGCACUACGCGAGAUCCGCAAGUUGUCAUCUUAAGCGCCCUUCUGCACGAUGUAGGAGACAAGAAAUAUCUAAAGCCGGGCGAAGAUGCUUCAACCCUGGUAUAUGAGCUCCUUCUAUCUCUAGGUGCAGCGGAGCAACUUGCGAACCGAGUUCAGACGGUCUGUUUAGGCGUUAGCUAUUCGAGCGAGAUCAAAGAUCCAGCUCGCGUCCAGGAUCUCGUCAAGUCUCACCCUGAACUAGCAGUUGUUCAGGACGCUGAUCGACUCGAUGCCAUCGGGGCUAUUGGGAUCGGAAGAGUCUUUACGUUUACAGGUGCUCGGACUAAAGCAUCCAUGGCAGAUUCCAUCCAGCAUUUCCACGACAAGCUACUAAAACUCGAAAGCAUGAUGAAGACGGAUGUUGGACGAGAACUUGCCAAAGCAAAAACCGAGAAAAUGCAAGAAUUCCUCAAGUGGUGGGAUGAAGAAGCGGCCUUUUCCAGUGGACUACCGGCUGCGGUCUAAGAACAGCUUGACCGCUUAACUAUUUCCUUCAUGCUACUAUCAUCGUCUAUCUAGUUUGCACAUACGCCAACAACACAUUAGAUUCCAAUUGGAAACCUCAAAUCAGAAAUAUCUUUACCGGCCCAG